AUGGUUGGUGGUAAUAAACUGAUAGCUGGCUUGUGUUUUUUGCUUAUUAUCAUAUACAAUUGUUCUGAUCAAGUUCUUGCAACUCGAGAAAGAAGACAAGCAAGUACUCGAGAGAGGGCUGUUCAAAGUGUGAGAGAAACCCAAGCCCGUGAAAAAUGGAAAUCUGCGAAAGAUAUUGCUAAAAAGCAUGCAGUGGGACUACAAUCGCAACUAUCACGUACAUUUUCACGCAAAACUUCAAAGAAGCCAGAGUUGAAAGGUUUUGGUUCUAAACAUUCAGAUUCUGCUAUUCCACCUGCUGGUAAAGGCAAGAAAAAGGAUAAAAACAAUCUCUCAAAAAUACUAAAUGAUAUUGAGCAAAACCCCGAUAAUCCAGAGGGGUUUAAUGUUGAGAUAGGAGAUAAAAAUGUGAAAAAGCAAGCACCAAGGGGCAAACAAUUACAUACUCAAAGUCAAAUUUUCAAGUAUGCAUAUGGUCAGAUUGAAAAAGAAAAGGCUUUAGCUGAACAAAACAAAAACUUAACCUUUUCUGGAGUAAUUUCAAUGGCUAGUGAUAUUGAGAUCAGGAAGAGACCUACUAUUGAAGUUGCUUUUAAAGAUUUAACCCUCACUUUGAAAGGGAAAAACAAACAUUUAUUGAGAUGUGUAACCGGUAAACUUUAUCCUGGUAGAGUUUCAGCUGUCAUGGGCCCAUCCGGGGCUGGCAAAACAACAUUUCUUUCUGCUUUAACUGGAAAAGCAACUGGAUGUCACACGACUGGGCAAGUUCAUGUAAAUGGUCAGGAAUCUUCUAUCAGGUCAUACAAGAAAAUCAUUGGGUUUGUGCCACAAGAUGAUAUUGUGCAUGGAAAUUUGACAGUGGAGGAGAAUUUAUGGUUCAGUGCUAGAUGCAGACUCCCUGCUGAUCUACCAAAAGAAGAAAAGGUGUUAGUGGUUGAAAGAGUCAUCGAGUCAUUAGGUCUACAGGCAAUACGAGAUUCUUUAGUCGGAACAGUGGAGAAACGAGGAAUCUCUGGAGGUCAAAGGAAAAGAGUAAACGUUGGAUUGGAAAUGGUCAUGGAACCUUCCCUUCUAAUUUUGGAUGAACCCACAUCUGGUUUGGAUAGCUCAUCUUCUCAAUUACUUCUAAGAGCACUUAGACGUGAAGCUCUUGAAGGUGUAAACAUAUGUAUGGUCCUUCACCAACCGAGUUACACCUUGUUCAAGAUGUUUGACGAUUUUAUACUACUUGCAAAAGGAGGUCUUACAGUGUAUCAUGGACCAGUGAACAAAGUGGAAGAGUAUUUCUCAAGCAUGGGAAUCAAUGUCCCUGACCGUGUCAACCCUCCAGAUUACUUCAUUGACAUUUUAGAAGGAAUAGUAAAAUUAAGCCCAAGCUUAGGAGUGACCUAUAAACAACUGCCUGUGAGAUGGAUGCUUCAUAAUGGGUACCCCGUGCCCAUGGAUAUGCUACAGAGUGUUGAAGGAAUGUCCGCCCCAAGUGGUGAAGGCUCAUCAAGUGGAGCAGCAACUGGUGGAGAAGAAGAAGCACCUUCUUUUGCUGGAGAACUUUGGCAGGAUGUAAAGUGCAAUGUUGAGAUGAAGAAGGAUAUCCUUCACAUUAACUUCUUAGCUUCACAUGAUCUGUCCAAUCGGGUUACACCAGGAGUGUUCAACCAAUACAAGUACUUUCUUGGAAGAGUGGGUAAGCAAAGACUAAGAGAAGCUAGAACACAGGCUGUGGAUUUCUUGAUUUUGCUACUAGCUGGCCUUUGCUUAGGUACACUUGCCAAAGUGAGUGAUGAAUCAUUUGGAGCAACUGGUUACACAUACACUGUGAUAGCAGUAUCACUCCUUUCUAAGAUUGCGGCUUUGAGAUCAUUCUCAUUGGAUAAGUUGCACUAUUGGCGGGAAAGCUCUUCAGGCAUGAGCAGUUUGGCUUACUUUCUAUCAAAGGAUACUGUUGACCAUUUUAGCACAGUUAUCAAGCCACUAGUUUACCUUUCUAUGUUCUAUUUCUUCAACAAUCCAAGAUCAUCAGUCAUAGAUAACUAUUUUGUUCUACUAUGUUUAGUCUAUUGUGUCACUGGCAUAGCUUAUGUGUUAGCAAUCUUCUUACAGCCAGGUCCAGCCCAACUGUGGUCAGCCUUACUUCCAGUGGUUUUGACUCUUGUAGCAACCUAUCAAAACGAAGAUGAUAGCAAAUAUGUUAAAUAUCUGUCAGAUUUGUGCUACACCAAGUGGGCUCUUGAAGCAUUUGUGAUAUCAAAUGCUAAAAGAUAUGCUGGAGUUUGGUUAAUAAGUCGAUGUGGUGCUCUUUAUUCUUCUGGGUAUGAUCUUAAACAUUGGUAUCAAUGCUUAGGCCUUCUUAUCGUGAUGGGAAUAAUUAGUCGCAUGCUGGCAUUUUUCUGCAUGAUAACCUUCCAAAAGAAAUAAUUUCAACAGUUCCAAUCCCUGUAUUUCAUCUUGGGCGAAUUAAAGAUGUUUUGUCCACAACAUUGAUUGGUGAUACAGCUUGUAAUCUGUGCCCGACAACUAUGUAAAGUAGUACAUCACAUGAAAAAGUUUGGUAGAGCUAGUUUGAUAAGUCUUAGGUGUGGAUAACUUUGCGUUGUUCUUGCUAUUGAGCAAGUUGUGCAUAAAGACUAAGCUUCAACAAUUUUGAGUUUAACAUUAUCAUUCAUGACUCCAUCACUCUGUUAGUGGUGACAUUAUCAAUUAAUUUGUAUAGGUUUUUAUUGUUCUAUCUUUCAAGUACAGUUUCCUGAAUGGUUGGUGGUAAUAAACUGAUAG
Vigna umbellata (rice bean) is the source of this 2772-nucleotide messenger RNA. Lineage: Eukaryota; Viridiplantae; Streptophyta; Magnoliopsida; Fabales; Fabaceae. The record is from RefSeq and is a predicted model, not a curated record.